Messenger RNA from Orbicella faveolata, 435 nucleotides. RefSeq lists its product as uncharacterized. Lineage: Eukaryota; Metazoa; Cnidaria; Anthozoa; Scleractinia; Merulinidae. The record is from RefSeq and is a predicted model, not a curated record. Gene Ontology annotation, biological process: protein phosphorylation. Gene Ontology annotation, molecular function: ATP binding; protein kinase activity.
UCAAGAAUGGUGAUUUUGAAAUAAUCAAUGGCCAAGUACACAUGCCAACUAAAAGUGAAAUAGCUACAAUAAGGGCCAGGACAGAACAAUACAAAAGGGGCGUAGAAUUUAAUGCAAGCAUGUCUUCCGACAUGGUAAAGAAGAAACUGGAAGAAACGUUUCCCUACUUAAAAAACAAGGGAUUUAUUUGUGCGGCAAAAAGAAAUGUGAACAAUGAUACAGCACGGUUUGACUUCGACGGAUCACCCAGUGGGUGGAAUGGAAGUACCAUCAGGAAAAAAAUUCAAGGCAAUUCUGCCCUCUAUAUUCUGGAGAAUGAUCAGAUGGACACGUCUAGUGGAAUAUCUGCAGGCGAUUCUGACUCUUCACAAGGUUAGCACAAUUCACCUUGACUGUGAUGUAGAAUAAGCCCUUUAACGGGAAUUUAGACGUGUA